Messenger RNA from Odontomachus brunneus, 2166 nucleotides. RefSeq names its product erlin-1-like. Gene Ontology annotation, biological process: SREBP signaling pathway. The transcript is spliced from 5 exons. Lineage: Eukaryota; Metazoa; Arthropoda; Insecta; Hymenoptera; Formicidae. Gene Ontology annotation, molecular function: cholesterol binding; ubiquitin protein ligase binding. Bases 221 to 1216 code for a protein of 331 amino acids. Gene Ontology annotation, cellular component: endoplasmic reticulum membrane; endoplasmic reticulum. The record is from RefSeq and is a predicted model, not a curated record.
CGUUGUUCCCGACCGACUGUGCAUUACCUUAAGCCGAUAUCUCUUUCAAAAGAAGUUAUUGGGAGGAAGCGGUAUGGGGCCACUAGCCGAGAUCGAGGGACUUAUUUCUUAAAAUGAAAUUAAUGGACUAUGUUGUAAUAUCUAAUUAUAAUCACAUAUCCGUUACUUUGUAACGCAUAAUUUUCGUCAUCUGUGUCAAGUGUACCAUAGACAUACAACAAUGUUCGAUCAAAGGGUGAUAGCGAUUUGCUUCCUCGUGUGCUUUGCAAUAGUAUUUAAUUUUUCUCUCCAUCGUAUCGAGGAAGGCCAUGUUGGGGUGUACUUCAGGGGUGGUGCACUGUUACCUCAAGUGAGCAAUCCAGGUUUUCAUAUGAUGAUACCAUUAUUGACCACUUAUCGUUCGGUUCAAGUAACUCUGCAGACAGAUGAGGUGAAGAAUGUGCCAUGUGGAACCAGUGGUGGUGUAAUGAUCUAUUUCGAUCGUAUAGAGGUUGUGAAUAUAUUGGAUGCAAAUAGUGUCUACAAUAUGGUGAGGAACUUCACUGCAGAUUAUGACCGUACGUUAAUCUUCAACAAAGUUCAUCAUGAAUUGAAUCAAUUUUGUUCGGUGCACACACUGCACGAAGUAUAUAUUGAUCUGUUUGAUCAAAUCGAUGAGAACCUUAAAACUGCACUUCAAAGGGACUUGAAUGAAUUAGCACCUGGUCUUAACAUACAAGCUGUCAGAGUGACGAAACCAAAGAUUCCUGAAACCAUCAGAAAAAAUUAUGAACUAAUGGAAGGAGAGAAGACGAAACUGUUAAUAUCUACGCAACAUCAGAAAGUAGUAGAGAAGGAUGCCGAAACCGAUCGCAAGAAAGCAGUCAUCGAAGCAGAAAAGGAAGCGCAAGUUGCGAAGAUUCAGUACAAUCAAAAGAUCAUGGAGAAAGAGUCAUUGCAGCAAAUGGCGGCGAUAGAGGACGAAAUGCAUUUAGCAAGACAGAAGAGCCGUUCGGACGCUGAGUUCUACCAAAUGAAGAUGCAGGCUGAAGCGAACAAGUUACUUCUGUCUAAGGAAUUUCUAGAGCUGAAGAAGUAUGAGUCGCUGGCACAUAACGCGAAGGUAUAUUACGGGCAAGACAUUCCAAAGAUGUUUGCGUAUGGAGGUUGCGCGCUCGAUCCCAGUCUCGGUACUGGCGCCAGUACUAGCACAAGGAGUGUCGAGGAUAAAUCAUAAGUAACGAACAAUUCGAACCUCAUUUCCAUGAUUAUUAAUACACGGAAUGAAAUGAUUGAUUUUCUUUUGUCAAGCCAGUACUCUUAGGAUACGCGAGUGCGAAGCUUUGAACAGUUUACAAUUCACAGUGAUAUACGACCUUCGAUAAGGUGAAUGUGCAACCUUAGGUUUCUGGAGUGUUGCCUGUUCCUCCGAAUUAACUGUUACGUGUGUAAUUAAAAUCUUUUUUUGUAUACAUAUACUUAUUUAUUAAAUCUAUACAAAAUGGAUACAUCGCAAAUACAGUACUUGUAAGAAUUGUUUCUUUUUUGUUUAUUAUUAUUAUUAUGCAGUAUAAUUACAGAAUAACAAUUUUCUCACGAUAUAAAACAGUAUAUCAUUACGUGACAAUAUGAAUAAUAAUCAUAUCGACAUAAGUAAUAACAAUUGUAACUUGUAAGAAGAAAUAUCUCGUUCGUCGUAAUAUAUGUCAUUUGAUCUUUCUGCGAUUUUCUUUCGCUCUACGCGCAUAGACUUUCGGUUCUUCCGGUGGUAAGGACUUCACGUCGUCUAUGUUCUGAUUUAGCGUUCGUAAUUCUUCCAGCGCUCGCUUAGCCAAUUUCCCCUCCGGAGUAGUUGCAGGCUCCAAAAGCAGCAUAGUCAGGGCUUUCUUUAGAAGAUCUCUGGCCUCUUGUAGUUGAUGCGCCAACUGUGCGGACGAGAUCUCGCGAGCAGAAUAAGAUCGAUUCGCCAGUAUUAUUAUAGGCAAAUGCAUUUCAUAUAACAUUAUUCCUGAAAAAUUGGUAUUCGCGAUAAUUACAUAAUCAUACAUGACUUAAUAUCUGUAAGACAUCGUUAUAAUAUUACUGAAAUGUUUCUGAUAUUUUCCACAUGUUUCUAUUCUACGUGUGAAAUAAUUGAACAAGCUUAUUGUACAACACAUGUAUAAUUAUAACGAAAUGCACCAUCAA